UACUAGUGCCAGAGUCAAUACGUUGGUGCCUUUUGGGAUUAAGAGCAAAAGUACAUGCGAGUCGGAUCUAUAUCAUUUAGGACAGGGAUUUAGAGGUUCAUUGUGGAGGCAUUUUUAGUGAUUUUUGCAGCGUUUUAGUUGAAAAUAUGAACAUAUUUGUCGGGUGUAGUAAACUAUAAGGCGGGAAGAAGAGAGUGUGCUUUUUGAAUACUGCAUGUAUUCUUCCGCCACAAACAGGGAUUCCCGUGUAAUACACUGACUCUUGUGAAAGACAAAAUCACAACUUAAAAAGCCUCGUUUAUGCUUGGAAGUGCAGUGCUCAAGAGUUUGAGCAAAUUGCUGGCAGGAAAGUUUUCUCCAUCUAAUGCCAGUAUGAUGAGUCCAUUUGGCGAGUAAAAUUUAUUAGUAGCGCUGAUCGCUAUCACCAAGGCUACGUCAAACAAGAAGGAAACCUCACAGUAUUAAAGACAAAUCCACCAAGUCUGGACCUGUCCCAGACUCUAGACGCAUCAGCAACAACCACAGGGUCAGUAACACUUAUCUUAUGCACAGUUAUCACUGGGGACUAAAAUAACCUAUAUCUUCAUCGAAACCAAUUUUGAACCAGCAUAUAAAUAAUCCAAUCUACUUGAAAUAUCGCAAGGCUGGAAUUAGUUCAAAGUAAGACAGCUGCGCUGGUCAUUUUCUGCAGUAAUUAGACUAAACUGAACGGUCGUGUGUAAUAGUACUUGUGUAGUACCUACACUUAAAUCAUUUCGGAACCGAUCUUUAUUUUGUUACUACACAGAUUAGCGAGUACACCUUGUAUCUGAUUUCCUACAGGGCAGAGAGAAAAUUGAACAGUGUCUAGCAUAAAGUAAGUGGCUUUGCCUACUACUGCGGACAAGUUGGAAAUCUGGCUUUUUGACAGGUCAACCUAAUAGGCUCCUCUUUCAGCACCAUAACUGUGGACAGCUCCUAAGAGAAGUUGGAGUGUUGGUAUCUAGUUCAAGCGUUUCACUUUGGUCUUUUUACGUUUGGUCGGCAUCUUGUACAAACAAAUCAUAUGCCUUCAGUUUCAUUGUUACUUGAGCGAGGUAGGAAACAACACUCUGUGACUUGACGGUAUCUUUUGAAGAAGCAACCCGUUCUUAAGACAAUAAAGUAGAUGUCGUAAUAUCAGCGGAUGGGAAACCUAAGACCAAAUACAGAAACUGGAAGUGUUAUGUUGGGGACUAGACAACUUACCUAUUAGGUUAAGGAGCAGCUGUGGAUCAGACAGCCAGGCCUCUAUAGUGGAGAAAGACUCUUGGGGGGAUAUUUCUUUCAGAGGCUCUAAAGAAUUCUGAGAAACAGAAACAACCUCAGCUGAUAUUGAUCUGUGACAAUUUGGCACUGCCUUUAUUUAGAAGGAAUACCUUGUGGCAGGUGAAUGUAAUGGUACAACUUCCACUAUUGGGGGCUCCUAGUCAUUGUAUGUUUGACAGCACAAAAUGUUUCAUGGACUUCAAAGAUGUGAAAACUUUGUGUUUCUACACAUUUGGAAGGUGUCUAAGCCUUAGUGUCAUGUUAGAAUCUGCAUCAUACUUCAUAAAAUAUCAUCACACAGACUGGACUGUCUCAGCAAAAAACUCUGAUUAAACCAUCCAUUUAUCUGCAACUUUCUGACCUUCCAAGUACAGAGAGAUAGAUUUAUACAUACAUGCGGAUUCCUAAAAAAGUGACAAUGAUGUUUUUUCAAAGUCAGGGGAAUAUUUUUUGUUAGUUUUUCUCUGGUUGUGCUGUAGACAUUACACAGUCUUUUUAGACUUCCAGAGAAGCCUGUGAAGUAAGUUUGGCAGAAUGGCAGGUGUGUCUAGCACCUUCUGGUACUUAGUCCUACAGACCUGUUUUCAGAUGGCUGUGCUAAGCAGCAGUUACUCUGUUGCUGGAAAGGAGGAGGUCACAAUUGAUGGAGACUUGGUGAUCGGAGGACUGUUCCCGGUACAUGAAAAGGGUGACACAAUGGAAGAUUGUGGUAAAAUUAAUGAAUACAGAGGGAUCCAAAGACUUGAGGCUAUGCUUUAUGCUUUGGACGAGAUUAACAACGAUCCAAACCUCUUGCCUGGACUCCAACUUGGGACACACAUCCUGGACACUUGUUCAAAGGACACUUAUGCCUUGGAACAAUCCCUGGAAUUUGUUCGUGCCUCAUUGACCAAAGCAGAUGGCUCUGACUACAUCUGUCCGGAUGGCUCAUAUGCAAUCCAUGACGAUGUUCCCAUGGCAAUUGCAGGUGUUAUUGGAGGGUCCUACAGUGAUGUCUCUAUUCAGGUCGCCAAUUUACUUCGCCUUUUCCAGAUCCCUCAGAUCAGCUAUGCCUCCACCAGUGCUAAGCUUAGUGACAAGUCUCGGUAUGACUACUUUGCUCGAACCGUCCCACCAGACUUCUACCAGGCAAAAGCAAUGUCAGAGAUUCUGCGCUUCUUUAACUGGACCUAUGUUUCUACAGUAGCAUCUGAGGGUGAUUAUGGCGAAACAGGAAUUGAGGCAUUUGAGCAGGAGGCCCGGUCACGCAACAUAUGUAUCGCUACUUCUGAGAAAGUUGGUCGUUCCAUGAGCAAGAAGGGCUAUGAAGGAGUGAUAAAGGCAUUGAUGCUGAAACCUAAUGCAAAGGUCGCCAUCCUCUUCACAAGAAGUGAAGAUGCUCGGGAAUUACUAGCUGCCGCACAAAGACUUAAUGUUUCUUUAACCUGGGUGGCCAGUGAUGGCUGGGGUGCCUUAGAAAGUGUUGUACGAGGCAGUGAACAGGUAGCAGAUGGUGCAAUCACAAUUGAAUUAGCAGCUUAUCCCAUUAAAGAAUUCACAACAUAUUUCCGAGAACUGCACCCAUACAACAACACAAGAAAUCCAUGGUUCCGAGAAUUCUGGGAACAACGAUUUCAAUGCAGUUUACAAACAGCAGGCUGUGAUGCUUACUCACUGAAAACUGGGAAAUUUGAGCAGGAAUCAAAAAUCAUGUUUAUUGUGAAUGCUGUCUAUGCCAUGGCCAAGGCCCUUCACAACAUGCAUCAGACCCUGUGCCCAAAUACUACCAAACUCUGCGACAGAAUGAAGCCAGUGAAUGGAAAGAAACUUUACCAGGACUACAUCCUGAAAGUCAAGUUUGAUGCGCCAUUCAGGCCUGUAGACACCAACAGUAUUGUUCGAUUUGAUAAUUAUGGAGAUGGCAUCGGUCGUUACAACAUCUUUAACUUCCAGAAAGUAGAUGGAAGAUACAAAUACAGGAAGGUUGGAUACUGGGCUGAAGGUCUGACACUGAAUACUUCCUUGAUUCACUGGGCGAAGGACUUUCUUCCUACUUCCCAGUGUAGUGAUCCCUGCAAGAAAAAUGAAAUGAAGAAAAUGCAGCCAGGAGACGUCUGCUGCUGGCAUUGCACACCGUGUCAGGCCUACGACUACCUGCUUGAUGAAUUUACCUGCAUGGAUUGCGGAUUUGGAUUUUGGCCAAAUGAGAAUCUUACGGGCUGUUUUGAGCUGCCCCAAGAAUAUAUAAGGUGGGAAGAUGCCUGGGCUAUUGUUCCUGUCACUAUUUCCUGCCUAGGCAUUAUUGUCACUUCGUUUGUUAUUGUUGUCUUUAUAAAAAACAAUAAUACUCCUGUUGUAAAGGCGUCAGGACGAGAACUGUGCUAUAUCCUCCUAAGUGGAGUCCUAAUGUGCUAUAGUAUGACAUUCAUCUUUAUUGCCAAACCAUCUACUGAGGUUUGCACUCUCCGUCGCUUGGGACUGGGGACAUCUUUUGCUGUCUGCUACUCUGCACUCUUGACAAAGACUAAUCGAAUUGCCAGAAUAUUUAGUGGAGUCAAAGAUGGGGCUCAAAGGCCAAGAUUCAUCAGUCCCACCUCUCAGGUUGUCAUCUGUAUGGCCCUCAUCUCAUGUCAGCUUGUCAUUGUCAUUAUCUGGUUUACAGUGGAGACCCCUGGCACUCGCAAGGAGACUGCUCCUGAUAAAAGGGAGGUAGUUACCCUCAAGUGUAACAACCGAGAUUCCAGCAUGCUCAUCUCUUUAACCUACAAUGUUGUUCUGAUUGUUCUGUGCACCGUAUAUGCUUUCAAGACAAGAAAAUGCCCUGAAAACUUCAAUGAAGCAAAGUUUAUUGGCUUCACCAUGUACACAACCUGCAUUAUUUGGCUGGCCUUCCUUCCCAUCUUCUAUGUUACCUCUAGUGACUACAGGGUCCAGACAACAACGAUGUGCAUUUCAGUCAGUCUGAGUGGUUCGGUAGUACUGGGGUGUCUGUUUUCUCCUAAACUGCAUAUCAUUGUCUUCCAGCCCCAGAAGAAUGUCACCAGUCAUCGUGUUGCAACAAAUCGUUUCAGUGUGACUGCUGCAGGUUCUGGCUACUCCCAUGCAUCACAGCAUGUGCCAACUGUGUGCAAUGGCCGAGAAGUGGUGGAUUCAACAACAUCUUCUUUAUGAGAAAAGCAGAACAGGAAAUUCAGAAAAAAAUCAUAUACCUUUAACCCUCCUUAUUUAUGAUGUAUAAAUUUCAGUACAAACAAGAUGUGAACACUAGCGUUAUUAAAUACAAAGAAUGUUUUUAAAGUAGCUUUUGUGAACAAGUUUGUGACAUUGUAAUUUAUGUAAAUAAAGUGUCUUUUUUACAGAAAAUAAAAUAGCUGUUGGUUUGGUAUUA
Molecule: messenger RNA, 4654 nt
Organism: Protopterus annectens (West African lungfish)
Lineage: Eukaryota; Metazoa; Chordata; Ceratodontiformes; Protopteridae
Gene: GRM2
Product: glutamate metabotropic receptor 2
Exons: 9
Coding region: 1822-4437 (871 amino acids)
Biological process (GO): regulation of synaptic transmission, glutamatergic; G protein-coupled glutamate receptor signaling pathway
Cellular component (GO): membrane
Molecular function (GO): group II metabotropic glutamate receptor activity
Source: RefSeq, a predicted model, not a curated record